AUGCCGCGUAUAAAGACGAGAAGAUCCAAGCCUGCACCUGACGGGUUCGAAAAAAUCAAGCCAACCCUCACAGAUUUCGAAAUCCAACUCAGAGAUGCGCAAAAAGACAAGUCGUCUAAGCUCGCAGCAAAGGCCACUGAACAGCUCUGGGAGAUAAUGCAACUUCACCACCAGCGCUCUAGAUACAUAUAUACUCUGUACUACAAGAGAAAGGCCAUCUCUAAAGACCUUUACGACUGGUUGGUGAAGGAAAAGUACGCAGAUAGAUUACUUAUUGCCAAAUGGCGCAAAACCGGGUAUGAAAAACUGUGCUGUUUACGCUGCAUUCAAAAGAACGAAACUAACAACGGUAGCACUUGCAUCUGCAGGGUGCCUCGCGCACAGUUGGAGGAAGAAGCACGCAAAAAGGACACGCAGGUUUCCUUCCAUCAAUGCGUCCACUGCGGCUGCCGUGGAUGUGCAAGCACAGAUUAA
Saccharomyces paradoxus is the source of this 474-nucleotide messenger RNA. It is a transcript of the gene BUD31, whose product is annotated as U2 snRNP complex subunit BUD31. The transcript has a single exon. Gene Ontology annotation, cellular component: spliceosomal complex; nucleus. Gene Ontology annotation, biological process: mRNA splicing, via spliceosome. NCBI's taxonomy places the organism in Eukaryota, Fungi, Ascomycota, Saccharomycetes, Saccharomycetales, Saccharomycetaceae. The record is from RefSeq and is a predicted model, not a curated record. The coding region runs from base 1 to 474 and encodes 157 amino acids.